AUGCUCAAGCUACCAUUUUCGCAAAAGCUGGACCACGGAAGUCAUACUGAGCUGCAGUGUCUCGCCCUGCAGACUUCAGACGACGACUGCAAAACCAAUCAUGCGGAUGAGUGUCCGCGUGAUGCUUCGUCCCCGGAGGUCUCGACCGCUCAAGAGAAGACCUGCUCCAUUCUACGAAGCGGCGGUACGCCCAUGAUUUAUGUGCCGUUUAUUCCAGAGCAUGGAAAUCCUCCCAAAGGAAGAAUUAUAGACUAUAUCGCCAAUGGCCUUGAAUAUGUGGCGAUUUCUCAUGUUUGGGCACACGUUCUAGGAGACCCCAAAGCAAACGUUCUUUCCAUCAUACGUGCGGCACAAACCGCGUUCUGGGUUGAUACACUGUGUAUUCCUGUCGAUCCGGUCCGCAAAGAGCUCAGGAAACUUGCAAUUACGCAGCUGGCAAAUACUUUCCGUCAAGCCAGACAAGCAGUCGUGCUCGAUGCGGAUACACCGCGCUCUUCUAGGCGUUGCUUGACUUCUCUUCCUUCAUCAAUCUCUUUGACCUUUGAUCUCUUCGGUUCUCAAAUCCCAUCUUCUGCAGUCAACGCCGCCUUCAGCGGCGCCAUCACUAGGAUUCACCCUUUCCUCCAAAGUAAACCCGACGGACCCAUCGCGAACGAUGAAUUUCAGUACCGUGCUGUUGGCGGCAGUGUACAGAUUGGCGUUGAGGCCAUUCUGCAUCACGGAGUAUCAUGGCAGCAGUUGAAUUCUGUGCUGCGUCAGGCAUCCAGUUUCAUGAAUGGUGAUCCGGGAGCCGGCCGGCAGCAUAUGCAAGAGUUAUCAUUCGAGAUCAUCGAAGACGGGACCAAGACGGGGGAAGGGCUCGUCUCAUACCGCCCUUCCCGCGGCCUUCAAUUCCGAGAUCCUACACUGGUCAAUCUGACGAACGCAAAGGACACAAAGCUCCUGUUGGCUCCCACGGACCCCUUAUUAAUUGCGCUAAGAGCAAACACCAUGCCUUUCCGAAUACCCGACACUCCCUUCGCCCUAACCUUCGACGUGCUCGGCGACGCAAUCCCGAUCUUAUCGGUCUGGGCAGCCUUCGACGGCGCCCGCUCGCAGAUCAUUAGCCCUCUGGGUCAGCAUCCCUCCUCGCCCAUCCCUAACGACCAGUUCGAGCACGAGGAAGAAAGUGUUCGUAUCACUGUUCUUCCCGACACGGGGAUCAUCAUGACCUGGAAGCAGUUGUCGUGGAUCUUGGGCGGAAUGUACGCUUUCAUGACCGGGACGCCGGAACAUUACCAGCUUUUGACAUGCGAUAUCGAAUUCGUAGGCCAUGGAAAGGUGGGGUCUGCGUCGUCUCGUUGCCUCAAGUCUCAAAUAGCGGGAACCAUUCCAUUUCCCUAUGCCGAACACACCAACCAUCAUCACCUUCAAACACCGUGGAAUGUCCAUUCCAUGGCGCGAGCUCGACGUCGCAAUCUGAGUUGGCUGGAUCAGCUCGGCCCGUCAUGCAGGGAACAUGGUACAGAUCCGGUCCCUGGUGACCACUUCUUUCGAGCCCUAGAAAGUGUCCGCAUGACAAUCUCUACCAAUCUGCCUCACAUCAUGUCAUGGAGUCAGCUCUAUAACACUGUGUGGGGUCUGAUGCUAUUAGUGACUGGCGCUGACAGAGGAGACGAGCAUGAUCGGAUCCUGACUUCCGACGUGGACGCCAUGCUCGUAGGCAAGCUGGCGCGCGGGACACUGCGGUAUACUGUACCUAGAAUGGUGGAUCUUAAAGAGGUAGACCGAGCUUCGUAG
Molecule: messenger RNA, 1779 nt
Organism: Letharia columbiana
Lineage: Eukaryota; Fungi; Ascomycota; Lecanoromycetes; Lecanorales; Parmeliaceae
Exons: 4
Coding region: 1-1779 (592 amino acids)
Source: RefSeq, a predicted model, not a curated record